AUGGAUAUACAGGUACCGUUCAAAGAGGUCUCUGAGGAGGUGGUGCGGGAGUCUCUCAUCGCCAUAUCGUAUUCUACACCGGACAAAGCUCUGAACACCUUGUAUGCUGAGACUGAAGCUUUGAGCAGCAGCAGCAACAAAGAUGGAGGUGCAGUGGAUAUGAGCAACAGCGGAGUGGUCGAAAUGUACAUGUCGGAACUGAUCUCUAUUUCCAACUACCAGGCACCGGAAUGUCCAGCAUCUUCUCCCAGAAUGUGGACAUGA
Linum tenue is the source of this 264-nucleotide messenger RNA. The record is from the annotation of a GenBank genome assembly. Lineage: Eukaryota; Viridiplantae; Streptophyta; Magnoliopsida; Malpighiales; Linaceae.